AUGCCCAACCUGGCGCGCUCUCGGAAGUGCUUCCUCCCUGGGGCAGGGAAUCAGAGCACGCUGUAUUCCUCUAUGGAUCCUGCAGCCUUUGCGGCAUUGCUGCAAGGCCUGCUGUCCUCGGAGAACGAAGUCCGAUCCCAGGCGGAGCAAGCCUUCACAGAGCUGAAGAAGUACCCCGACACAUGCGUGCCGGGGCUUGUGCAAGGGCUGAGGUCGAAUCCUGACCCAGCAUCUCGCUCGCUGUGUGCCGUGCUGUUGCGCAAGGUGCUGGUCAGGGAUGAGCCUUCGUUGUGGACUGGCCUGUCGCCGGCCUCAAAGGUCUGCGAUCUUGUGAGCGAGCUGGCGGCUGGGGUGCUGGAGGAGUCGGGAUGGCCCGAGCUCCUCCCCUUCAUGUUCCAGUGCAUCCAGUCUGGCGAGGAUCGGCUGAUGGAGUCGGCGCUGAGCAUGUUUGCGCAGCUGGCCAGCCACAUCAUGAGCGUGCUACUGCAGUACCUGGGCACGCUGCACGGCAUCCUGGCUGCCGCGCUGGCCCAUGCCUCCACUGACGUGCGCCUGGCGGCCAUGAAGGCGACCUGCGCUUUCAUCCAGGAGCUGGAGAGCCCCGCGGAGCGCGAGAAGUUCCAGGCCCUGGUCCCCGCCCUGGUGCAGACCAUCGGCCACGCCAUACAGGCGGGGGACGAGCCCGCGGCCCAGGAGGCGCUGGAGCUGUUCAUCGAGCUGGCGGAGGAGAACCCGCGCUUCCUGCGCAAGCAGCUGGUGGACAUCGUGAGCGCCAUGCUGCAGGUGGCCGAGUCCGACUCGCUGGAGUCCGGCAUCCGCACGCUGGCGGUGGAGUUCCUCGUGACGCUGUGCGAGGCGCGCGAGAAGGCGCCGGGCAUGAUGCGCCGCCUGCCGCAGCUGCCGGAGCGCCUCUUCAACUGCCUCAUGCUCUUCCUCCUGGACGUGGAGGACGUGCCCGAGUGGCACACGGCAGAGGACGAGAAGGAGGAGAACGCGGGCGAGGGGGAGCUGUUCGAGUUUGGCCAGGAGUGUCUGGACCGCAUCAGCUUCGCGCUGGGCGGCAAGACCCUGGUGCCCGUGGCGGGGACCACGCUGACGGCUUACAUGGCCGACACGGGCAGCUGGGAGAAGCGCCACGCCGCGCUCAUCUGCCUGGCCCAGAUCGCGGAGGGCUGUGUCAAGGUCAUGGUGGACGAGGUGGAGAAGCUGGUGGCGCUGUGCCUGCUGGGCGCUCGGGACGGCACCCCCAAAGUGCGCUGGGCCGCGUGCCAGGCCCUGGGCCAGCUCUGCACCGACCUGGGACCCGACCUCCAGGAGGCGUCGCACGCCACGGUGGUCCCGGCCCUGCUGGGCCUGAUGGGCGACUUCCAGAACCCGCGCGUGCAGGCCCACGCCUGCAACGCCAUCGUCAACUUCACGGAGACCUGCGACCAGGACGUCAUCUCGCCCUACCUCGACGAGCUGGCCACGCGCCUCAUGGCCCUGCUCCAGGGCUCGGGGCGGAACGUGCAGGAGGCGGCGCUCACCGCGCUGGCCAGCCUGGCCGACUGCGCACAGGAGUACUUUAUCAAGUACUAUGACUCCUGCAUGCCCCUCCUUCUCCACAUCCUCACCCAUGCCAACGACCGCAGCCACCACCUCCUCCGCGCCAAGAGCCUGGAGUGCAUCUCUCUGGUGGGCAUGGCGGUGGGCCGCGAGCGCUUCCGCGCCCACGCCCACGAGGUCAUGAAGUACAUGCAGGACGCCCAGGCCGCGGGACUGGAGGCCGACGACCCCCUGGCCUCCUACAUGACCCAGGCGGGGGCUCGCAUCUGCAAGACCCUGGGCCAGGAGUUCAUCCCCUACCUCCAGGUCGUCAUGCCCGCCUUGAUUGCUUCGGUGGAGCUGAAACCGGACGUCACGGUGGCUGCCGGCGACGACUCCGACGUGGAGGACGAAGACGAGGACGUGAGUUGGGUGCUGAAGGGGCGCAGGGGCUUGGACGCUAUCGGACAGACGGAGACCUUCAUCCUGGGGGACCGCAAGAUCUCGCUGCGCACCUCGCUGCUGGAGGAGAAGGCGACGGCCUGCUCCAUGAUCUGCUGCUACGCCGACGAGCUGAAGGAGGGCUUCCUGCCCUAUGUGCAGCAGGUGACGGGCAUCAUGGUCCCCCUGCUCAAGUUUUACUUCAACGAGGAGGUGCGCACCGCGGCGGUCCAGUCCCUUCCCGAGCUGCUGCGCUGCGCCACCGCGGCCCGCGACGCGGGCAAGGGCGUUGACGACGCCUUUGUGCGGUCCAUGCUGGAGUUCAUCCACCACCUCCUCCGCGCCAAGAGCCUGGAGUGCAUCUCUCUGGUGGGCAUGGCGGUGGGCCGCGAGCGCUUCCGCGCCCACGCCCACGAGGUCAUGAAGUACAUGCAGGACGCCCAGGCCGCGGGACUGGAGGCCGACGACCCCCUGGCCUCCUACAUGACCCAGGCGGGGGCUCGCAUCUGCAAGACCCUGGGCCAGGAGUUCAUCCCCUACCUCCAGGUCGUCAUGCCCGCCUUGAUUGCUUCGGUGGAGCUGAAACCGGACGUCACGGUGGCUGCCGGCGACGACUCCGACGUGGAGGACGAAGACGAGGACACGGAGACCUUCAUCCUGGGGGACCGCAAGAUCUCGCUGCGCACCUCGCUGCUGGAGGAGAAGGCGACGGCCUGCUCCAUGAUCUGCUGCUACGCCGACGAGCUGAAGGAGGGCUUCCUGCCCUAUGUGCAGCAGGUGACGGGCAUCAUGGUCCCCCUGCUCAAGUUUUACUUCAACGAGGAGGUGCGCACCGCGGCGGUCCAGUCCCUUCCCGAGCUGCUGCGCUGCGCCACCGCGGCCCGCGACGCGGGCAAGGGCGUUGACGACGCCUUUGUGCGGUCCAUGCUGGAGUUCAUGUGGACCCCCCUCCUCGAUGCCAUGGCCAAGGAGCCGGAGCAGGAGCUGAUGGUGUGCAUGCUGGAGUCGCUGGACGACCUGCUGGAGAUCGCAGAGGGGCCAAAGCUUCUGGGCCCCGAGGUCCUGGGCGUGGUGUUUGAGCGCUUCGCGUCGGUGCUGGCGGGGUACGAAGCACGGCGCGGGGAGCGGCUGGCCCGCGCCUCCACCGAGGACUUUGAUGCGGAGGAGGCGGAGGCGCUGGAGGAGGAGCACGAGCGCGAGUCGGAGCUGCUGGACGGCCUGGCGGCGGCGCUGAGCACGGUGCUGCGCCUGUACGGCGACGCGGCGCUGCCCGGGGUGGAGGGCCUCAUGCCUGCCAUUGGCGCGCUGCUGGGCAAGGGCCGCUUCCCCGAGGAGCGGCGCAUCGCCAUCUGCAUGAUGGACGACGUGCUGGAGCACUCGCCGGCGGGCGCAGCGCGGCACGCGCCCUCCAUCAUGCCCCUGCUCCUCGCCGGCGCCGGCGACCGCGACGCCGACAUCCGGCAGUGCUCCGCCUACGGCCUGGGCGUGGCGGCCGCGCGCCGGCCCGAGGCCUUCCGCCCCGUGGCCCCCGCCGCGCUGGCCGCGCUGCGCGCCAUCGUGGCCGCGCCGGACGCGCGCGCCGACGGCAACGCCAGCGCGGCAGAGAACGCGCUGAGCGCGCUGGGCAAGGUGCUGGAGCACGCACCGGACCUUGCCGAGCCGGGGCUGGGCGGCGCCUGGCUCGCAGCGCUGCCCCUGGUGGAGGACCGCGCGGAGGCCAAGGAAGUGCACGCGCAGCUGCUGCGCUUCAUCGCCGCGGGCGACGCGCGCGUGCUGGGCGAGGGCAACGCCAACCUGCCCCAGGCCGCCAAGGUGCUGGUGCACGUGCUGGGCAAGGGCGAGAAGCUGCUGGCCGCAGACCAGAUCCCCAACGCCGCGGCGAUAGGAGCCGAGGCCUUCCAGGGGCUGGUGGCGGCGCAGAAACCCAAGGCACAGGCCACGCUGCAGGCGGCGCUAGCACAGUAA
Molecule: messenger RNA, 3930 nt
Organism: Auxenochlorella protothecoides
Lineage: Eukaryota; Viridiplantae; Chlorophyta; Trebouxiophyceae; Chlorellales; Chlorellaceae
Product: Importin-5
Exons: 17
Coding region: 1-3930 (1309 amino acids)
Biological process (GO): protein import into nucleus
Cellular component (GO): cytoplasm; nucleus
Molecular function (GO): nuclear import signal receptor activity
Source: RefSeq, a predicted model, not a curated record